Molecule: messenger RNA, 2295 nt
Organism: Oryzias latipes (Japanese medaka)
Lineage: Eukaryota; Metazoa; Chordata; Actinopteri; Beloniformes; Adrianichthyidae
Gene: naprt
Product: nicotinate phosphoribosyltransferase
Biological process (GO): NAD+ biosynthetic process via the salvage pathway
Cellular component (GO): cytosol
Molecular function (GO): nicotinate phosphoribosyltransferase activity
Source: RefSeq, a predicted model, not a curated record
GUCAGUGUGUUCAGUAGGAGGGGAGGGGUGGGGUGUCAGUAGCCAGCCCGCGCCUGCAGCCUCUGGCCGCUCGUGCGGGUUUGGCGUUCGUUUCCAGUGCUUCCAGCAGGGAGCGGGGUUUCGGGGAACUGCAGGUCCCAGACACCUCCGCCGGGUCCGCGUCGCCUCAGUCAGUGCAGCCUCCGCGGCGAGAACAUGGCAGCGCCGCGCGGCGACACGUGCGGGCUUCUGGAGCGCUCCGUGCGCGCGCGGGUCCCCCCGCUGCUCACCGACCUCUACCAGUUCACCAUGGCCUACGCCUACUGGCGGGCCGGCCGCCACCAGGAGCCCGCCGUCUUCGAGCUCUUCUUCAGGGACAACCCGUUCGGCGGCGGCUUCUCGCUGUUCGCCGGCCUGCACGACUGCCUGCUGUUCCUGCGCGGCUUUCGCUUUGCGGAAGACGAUGUGGAGUUCCUGCGCUCCGUCCUGCCGCCAACCACCGACCCCGGCUUCUUCCAGUUCCUCAGGGAACUUGACUGCUCGGGGGUAACGCUGCGCUCAGUCCCAGAGGGCACUGUGGUUUUUGCCAGGGUUCCUCUGAUGGAGGUGGAGGGACCGCUGGCUGUGGUUCAGCUGCUAGAGACCAGCCUGCUGUGUCUGACGAACUACGCCAGCCUGGUGUGCAGCAACGCCGCCCGCUUCCGUUUGGCAGCAGGAUCAGGAAGGCAGCUGCUGGAGAUGGGGCUCCGCAGGGCGCAGGGACCAGACGGAGGACUCACCGCCUCCAGAUACUCACACAUAGGAGGGUUCGAUCUCACCAGCAAUGUGCAGGCGGGCUUCCUGUUUGGGAUUCCCGUCGCGGGGACCAUGGCGCACUCGUACGUCACCUCUUUCACCUCGUUGGAGCAGGUGUGUCCACAGACUCUGGUUGCAGCGAACAGUGACUUAGCUCCCGUCGACGUCAUUUCUCUAACUAAAGGCUACCUCAGACGGGUGUGUGAGCUCCUGGGGGCGGAGCCUGGAAAGAUUCGUGAGGGCGAGUUGGCAGCGUUCUUGUCUUAUGCCAUCGCUUACCCUUGUAACUUCCUGCCUGUGAUUGACAGCUACAGUGUCAGCUGCGGCCUGCUGAACUUCUGCGCUGUGGCCCUGUCUCUGUGUCAACUGGGCUACAAACCUCUGGGAGUUCGUUUGGACAGCGGCGACCUCUGCAGGCAGUCCCUUGAAGUGCGCCGUGUCUUCCGGCUCUGCAGCAAACACUUCUCCAUCGCUGACUUUGACUCUUUAAUCAUCGUGGGGACCAACAACAUCUCUGAGAAAAGCAUAGCAGAGCUCAACAGUAAGGAGAAUGAGAUCAGCGUGGUGGGCGUUGGAACACAUCUGGUCACCUGUACUGAACAACCCUCCCUCGGCUGUGUCUACAAGCUGGUGGAGGUGGGAGGACGGCCGAAGAUGAAGAUCAGCGAGGACCCAGAGAAAAGCACCAUUCCCGGAAGAAAAGCUUUGUACCGGUUGAUAGAUGCUGAAGGUCAUCCUUUUCUGGACCUGCUCAGUUUGGAGGCGGAGCCUCCUCCAGAGGCGGGGCGGCAGCUUAAGUACUUCCCUCUGGGUUGCGGCGACUCGCCCGCCUCCGUCACUCCAGCUCAGGUUUCCUGUCUGCGGCAGGAAGUGUUCCUCAAAGGACAGGUCACACAGCCUCUUUGCAGCGCAGCAAAAACCAGAGCCAAAGUGCAGAGCUCCCUGCAGACGCUGCACCCUCGACACAAGAGGCUGCAGGAGCCGGACUCCUACACAGUGGCGCUGUCAGAGAGACUCCACAGCUUGGUUUUGGAGCUCCAAAAGAGCUGCAGCAACGACAGCAGCUUUCUUUUAGCCAACUGAAAACUUUUUACUCUGUAGCGUCAUUCUUGUUUCCAAAGUGCCUCAAAGAAAGAAAAAAUGUUUUUCUUUAGUCAAACAACAGUCAAUUAUGAUCCUUUUGAGUCCAGAUGGAGACGAAUAAAAACAUCCUGAUUUAUAUCCAAAAGUCUUAAUAAUGAAUGAACUGGAGUUUCUGUGUCCUCAUUUAAUGAAUUGACACAAAAUGCUCUUUAAAAGAUGAGCAUAAUGUGAGAAAAAAGUUGUAUCCCACAAUCCCUUUCAGCUUUCAGAGGAGCGUUUUUUUCCCAUGUGAGAAUAGGUGGCAGGGGAAGAGCUUCUGACAGACUCAGGGUUUUUUUAAACAUUAAAGUUUUAAAAUUUUAUUUAUUGCUAAAUUAUUAACAAGCCAAUUUAUGGAGAGUUAAGACAUUUUUUUUUCAACUGACAAUAAAACUAGGA